Molecule: messenger RNA, 12933 nt
Organism: Lymnaea stagnalis (great pond snail)
Lineage: Eukaryota; Metazoa; Mollusca; Gastropoda; Lymnaeidae
Source: the annotation of a GenBank genome assembly
AUUGUUGUUCUUAAAAUCGUGCCCCAACAUUAAACUUUAUUAAACAGCUAAUGUAGUUUAUUCUUAUUAACAUUAACAAAGCUAAUUUAAAAUAACAUCAAUUAAAUUUAUAUUAAACAUUGUGAUUCAAGUACUGAAGCCGUAAUAAAAUAUGAAUAAAAAGGAAAACCAACGUAAAAAAUUACGUACAUCAAAAACCAGGACGAAAUCAACGACAGGGCGAGACAACACGAAGGCUAAAAAACCGGAACCGCCACCGUGGAGCCAGCUUCCAGCGACCGUACUAACUGGCAUCUACAAGUACUUGGGUGAUGUGGACAGGGUUUCAAUGGCAAGGGUAAGGAAUUUUAUGUAACUAUUUAGUUAGAACGCAUGUAACUAUUUAAAGAUAUAUUAAAUAUCAUUGUUUGAAAGUGUGAAUAAUUGUAUGAGCAAUAGAUAGAUGAGUGGAUUUGAUCAAAAAAUUGAUGCUGUUCACUUCUUUACCUGCAGUAAGAGAUCCGUGUUAGGCUGCGGGAAAACGAAAAGUUUUGGGAACUUGUAUAACUACUUAGACGAAUUUUGACUUUGGGGUCUUAGGCUGUCCUCAGGACAAAAAAAUGGAUACAAAUGGGUCUGCAGGAGUAGGUAUUUAUGGGACUCGAUGUUGAGAACAUACACGCAAAUGAUAACAAGAAACAAGAAGGUGGGCACCAUAAAAAGGAAGAGUAGAAAAGUUACGAUGCCAUGGGUUACAAAACACUGGGUUAAAAAAAGAAGUUAUCUUCAUAUGCAAUUGGAUACAUUUGAAGUGAUAGAUAUGUGCAAUGAACGAGACGAUAAAUUAAUAUAAUCCAGGGAUGUUCAGCCAUAAAAAGAAAAUAGUCUUCAUUUUCGAAAUAAAAAGUUUGUUUUAGGACCAUUUUAGUACAAUAUUGUAAUGUUAAUGUGGAUGAGGCAACAACGGCCAGAGAAAUUCACGCUAACAUCGCCCUCCAAGCAAGUUUGAUCGUGGAGUAGAAAAAAGCCAAGACCACAGUGGGGUAAGUCGAAUACGCACUGAAGACCACCGUGCUAAGUUCUAGCUUACAAGAGCCUAGAAUACCACAACAAAGACCAAAACUGUCGGCAUUCCACGAUGACCAACAGGAACUGUUGUACGCUAAUCUCGUUAACUUAUGGUCCUACAUUUUGAACUUUAAAAAGCCAGGGCGGCAGGCCAGCCCAACAAUAGCUAAAGAAAUAUGUGGCUCAGCCGAAGAAAUGGAGCUUGUUGCCAAUGUGUCAUUUGGGAUAAUAGACAGGGUGAGCUCACAUAAACCAGAAUAUGAGUAUCACUGUAUCGGCUGGUUGAUAGAUGAGUGGAGGAAUGAGAGGUUGGGUGUGUGAAUUAAGUUAAUAAUGCGUACAAAAAUGAUUAAAUGUAUGAUUAAAUCAAUGGAUAGAAGUAUACUUCGCUGGAUAUUUAUCAGGUUGCUUUUUCAUUGCUAAGGUCACAAUUUCAAAGUAUAUCACAGUGAUUUUUUUCUCAUGCAAAUCAGUCAUGGUUAUUCACAAGUCAAACAAAGUACACGAAUAUGUAUUUGUAACUGUGGUAUGAUGAUAGUUACAUUGAUGCCAAAUAAUACAAGAAAUUUUGGGGGAAAAACUAUCUUCCCUGCUAGCAAUACAUAUUCUACUUCCAAAAGAAUUAACUCUAAUCUUGAAAUCUUUUGCUCUACCGGAUCAUGAACAUUUCUAGCGUAAACAACAAACAUUCAUGUUAAGAUUACAGGACUUCCUCCUAAAAUCAAUUUUUAUUUUCCUUGCUUAGGUGUGUAGGCCGUGGGAACAAGGUUUCAACUACCCAGCGCUGUGGAGGACGAGGAUCAUUCAUUUCAGAAAAUACAGAGACAAGCUAGAAGUUAAAAGAGUGGCUUCAUAUAAGUCUAAAACAGCAGUUCCAGUCUCUAGUGGUACAGUAACAUAACUGGGUCGUAGGGGAAAACUUACAUAUUGGUGAAACUAACAUAACGUACUGGUACAACGAACACAAGAGAACAAAUAACGUACGGGUACAGCUAUACAUAAGUGUACAGCUAGCAUAAUGGUACAACUUAACUGAUGGUACAACUAACACACAUGUGAAAUUAUCAUGUCUUUACAAAUAACGCAUAGUAACAACUAACUUUUAUGCUUCUAUAACAAAUAAGAUGGCGGUACAAUUGGAAGCAGUGCUAUGGACCAAUAAAUAUUACGCCUGGUCGUGGAAGUGAGGCUAAGUGAUAGCUUGGUCGUAGAGCAUCGUCUUAUUCUCUCUUUGAUUCUAUAUUGUGAGAGUCCACAACCAAUUUAUUGCUCAUUCUGGCUCCUGGUUUGAAAUUCAGAGUUCGCCAACCCUUAGAUCAGUUGACAUACAAGGUUAACGCGUCCCAUCCACCUGGGAUGCCAGGGCUGAGUUCAAUUUCUUUUUCUAGGCUUUGGUGGUGAUUGAACUUGAGACCACCAGCUAUUUGGAUUGAAAAAGUUAAAAUCUUUCGAACACCCAAAGGUCAUUUUUUUUCCUGUAGUUGCUCAGUCGGCCCCCUUACAAGGACGUUUAAAUUUUUCAAUAUUCAUAAUUAAUUGUUUAACUACAACUGUCAUAAUAAUUAUGUUUGUGUUGGCACCAUUGUCCACCAAUGUCCUUUGCAUCACGUCAACAUAGUCUAGUGUAUUUUUUCAAUGGGCAUCUUUAAAUUUAUUUACAAUUAGGAAAGUGCGCUAUCAGAUUCGCAAAACGAUUUCCAAAUUACCUGCAAAAGGUGGACAUUGAUUUCAAUGGUGUUAUGUCUUUGAUGAGUAUCUCAAGGGAGGUAGUCCAAGACUUCAUGAAAUUCGUUGAACUGUUGCAUGACGCAAAGCUCACGAAGCUGAGGAUACACCUCUCCGGCCUAAAAAUUACGAAUGUUGAGAGUCGUGAGCAUUUAAUAAACGCUGUCAACAGACUGAUAAAGAACCAACACAAUUUAAAGGUAAGAAAUCGUAUACAAUUUGUGACCCAAUUUUUUUUUUUUUUUAAGACCUACACCUAACUAAAUAUUACCAUUGAUUAGGAUCGGGGCUGUCCACGCAAGAGGACGGCCACCAGCGUGAUCUGGUAACGCCCACAAGUGGUUUGCCUCUUCGUGUCGAGGCAGACGAGUAAGGUGGACUCGAACACCUGAAACUAAAAAAACCCGGGCCAACGCCAAAUGCCCUGACCGAAAGAGCCCUUGGAAAAGGGGCUGACAACUCAAAGAUAGUAUCUCAAGGGGGCGGGGGGGGGGGGAAGCGUUCUUCCCAGUCUCACAAUUCAAGUUCGACACUGACGAAAGCCGGGCCAUCAAGAAACUCCGUAGGGCUGGAAGCAGAGCUUAACGAGUGCGCCCACCCCAGAGGUUUUUACGGCACAUUUUAGAUUUAAAACAUGGAGCUUGCACCUCAGUCGCUGCCUUCUUCGUUGAUGUCCGGGGACGGGCUAGCGGGGGGGGGGGAUAAUAUUACUGCCAUUGGGUUGGACGUGCAUAAUUCUCUUUUGUCAAUGUCGGAGGACAGGUUGGGGAGGGACGUAGCUUCUGAAUCUGGCAUGCGUGGCCCAAAAUAUCGUCCGCCCCCCCCCCUUACCUCUCAUUCAUUCAAUUAAAUUCCUGUGGCAUCGACCAAAAGGGAGGGGAGAUUACCAAGAUAUUCCACUAGUGUAACGUGGACGUAGCCUUCUUCCAAAAGGCGCUACUAAAUGUAAGGCUUUUUACAUCACGGGUUACUCCCUGUACCAUUGUAAGUGCAAACAAUGUAGAGGGCUAUGCACAGUAGCUAAAAACGACCUUACGAUGGAACUGCUUGAGGUGAAGUAUUGCCAAGGCACUGACACCUCACCAUCAGGUUGUUCAAGAACGACCAGUUCUUCAAUAUCACUCAUUUCUACAAUACGCUCCGCAAUAAAAUCAGUCUACCCAUCGGUGAUAGCCUAAUUUUCCAGACAAAAAUUACAGUUAGGGACUUUAACGCCCAGUCACCGGACUGGGGCUAUGUUGACCGCAACGCUUCUGGACGUUACGUGGAGACUCUAUGUCUCACUACAAACCUUGUCCGGUUGCAAGACGAAAAUAGUGGGAUGACUUUUUCAACCAUCUUUUGCAGCUAACUAUUAUCUAGUAGAUGUAAAGUGUCCAGUAUUGUUUAUGGUUGCAAGGGCUGAAAGACUUAGAAUGGGUAUUCUCGUAUGUAGUUUUUGUAAUGUUGCGUUUUGUAUUUUAAUGUGGUGAAAAAAUGUUUUUCAUUUCUUUUUUAAUAAGGAUGACUUUGUGCCGCGCUUCGAGUCUUUUGGGAUGAAUCGUGAAUUUCAAAUAAGCUUUAUUAUUAUUAUUUUUUUUUAUUGCAUACCGGCAACGGUACGGAGUACCGGCCACAUCUGACGAUAAUCUCAACGGACCUUGAGUCCAAGCUCAGUCUGGUAGAUGAGACUGGAAGUGACCAUAAGCCGAUCAUCCACUGAAUUGUGUUAGCUACCACCAAGGCACGCCUCCGGAAGAGGCAUUGGCAGUUUCGAAAAGCGAACUCUGCGCAGUACGAAACAGAGAUCGAAGCCAAGCUGGCAGAGACAUAUGCCGCAGAACCAAUAGACCUAAACAUGGAGUAUGAGAUCCUCAUAAGCAAGAUACUCAAAGUGGCAAAGCGAGCAAUUCCGAGAACAAAUUGAAGAAAACCCUUCAUACCGUUUUGGAAUAAAACUCUGAAUGCGCUAGUAGAGAGAAGACCAGAGGCACGUAGGAAGGCUGCCACGAAGAAAACACCUGCAGCUUAAUCAGUGUAUAACUCCCUUGCAGCCUAAGUUCGUGCCAAAGUCCAAAAACAAAAACAGUCCACGGGGGUUAACACGUGUGAAAACCUCAGCCUUGCGGGCAGAAGUAAGAUCUGGCGAUUACUAGAUAAUCUCUCUGGUAUCGGGAAGCUAAGCGCCAACGCGCUUAAUAGACAUUUUGCUCCAGUCAGCAUAAGUGCCAGAGACACUGACGAAAGCCGGGCCAUCAAGAAACUCCGUAAGGCUAGAAGCAGAGCCCAAAGAGUGCGACCACACCAGAGUUUUUCACGGCAUCUUUUAGAGUAGCCGAGUUGCAAACAGCACUGGGAAAGUUCAAAACAGGUAAAGCUCCAGGCCCCGAUAGAGUCUGCAAUGAAAUCCUCAAGCGAUUGGUCAAGGCCGGAAAAAACAUCACUUACUUUAUAAAUAAAACCUGGACGAAAGGCGCCUUGCCAAAGUCGUGGCAGAAAGCGGUGAUUGUCCCAAUUCCCAAAGAGGGCAAACCAAGUGCCAACCGUCUAGCUAUCGGCCAAUUUCACUGACAUCGUGUGUCGGAAAAGUAGCGGAGCGAAUGGUGAACGCGAGAUUAUAUUGGUUCUUGGAACGUACCAAGAGCAUUCCAACUAACAAGGCAGCUUUCGCAAGGGUAGGCAGCCAAUGUACAAUGUAAUUCAGUUUAUCCAAAGCACCACCAUUGAGCUUCAAAUGUGAAAUCAUUCUGUCACGGUGUUCUUUGACCUCCAGAACACUUACGACCGAGUCUCGAGGGCAGGUCUGCUGUACAGGUUACACUUGCUCGGUGUAAAAGCCAAUAUGUACAGGUGGAUUAAUUCGUUCUAUCAAAUCGUACGAUAUCCUCGCGUGUAAGGGACAAAGUUUCGAACAUGUGUCCACUCGAGGAUGGACUCCCACAGGGUUCGGCCUUGAGCUGCACCCUGUUCCUUGCGUGCACUUAUGACCUGCAGUCACAGUUGGUAACAAGGAAAUCAAUGUUUGCAGAUGAUUUGUCAAUCUGGAGCUCGGGCGAAUCCAUCCAGCAAAUCCUUCUGCUUCCAAGGGCCCACGUUCUGGAACCAGCUCCCCUCGUCCAUUUUCAAAAAGUCCCUUAAAACUCAUCUGUUUAGGUCCGCCUAUGACCUGUGAUGCACCCUCCUUGCCCUGCCUCAUUUUCUGUUUCGGGUUGAUCCUGAAGUAUAGGCCAAAACGUGUCAAAGUGUCCUCGUUUUAUAGCCAUUUUCAUUGUUUCUAUAGUAUAGUAGUUACUAUUCUAGUGUCUCAUUUUUAUUUUACUUAGUUUACAUGUUUUUAUAAUUGUAAAGCGCUUAGAGCUUUAUGGUAAGCGCUAUAUAAAAAUGCCUAAAUAAAUAAAUAAAUCUCACCAAGUUAAAGGAUCACGCUCGGAAAAGGAGAUUGAUGGUGAAUGUGGAGAAGACUGUGUUCUCGUUGUUUACCAAUGGAAAGAAUGCUCUUAAAGAGAAAAUUGAUCUCCAAAUCUGCGGGAAAAUGUCUCAAAUGGGACAUAUCAUCCACGUAUUUGGGAGUGAAGUUGGACCGAAAACUCCAACUUCAUAACCACGUUCGGGAACUCGGCGCCCAAGCCACGUCUAAACUCAGCCUGAUAAAUGGAUGGAUGGAUAGAUGGAUGGAUGGAUGGAUGGAUGGAUGGAUGGAUGGACGAAUGGACGGAUGGACGGACGGCGGAUGGAUGGAUGGAUGGAUGGAUGGAUGGAUGGAUGGACGGAUGGACGAAUGGACGGAUGGACGGACGGACGGACGGACGGAUGGAUGGAUGGAUGGACGGAUGGACGGAUGGACGGAUGGACGGAUGGAUGGAUGGACGGACGGAUGGAUGGAUGGACGGAUGGACGGAUGGACGUGCUAGUCCGAUCUGGACGGAUGGACGGAGGGACGGAUGGACGGACGGAGGGACGGACGGAUGGAUGGAUGGAUGGACGGAUGGACGGAUGGACGGAUGGACGGAUGGAUGGAUGGACGGACGGAUGGACGGAUGGACGGAUGGACGGAUGGACGGAUGGAUGGAUGGACGGAUGGACGGAUGGACGGACGGACGGACGGACGGACGGACGUAUCUAUUAUUUUAUUUUUUUAUUCAUAUUCUUUCCUUGAGCCCUAGCUAACAUUAUGUUUACUUUUUUUUUAUUUCUAGAAAUUUGAAAUCUCUUUGGCUUACUUUGAUCUCCACACUGGUAUAAGACUCCUAAAAUGUUUAGCUGAGGCCUCUGGAAAAUCUCUAGAAACCCUUUUUCUAUUCACAUUAUUUAAUGCAGAUCUCGCAGUUUACCGGGAAGAAGAUGUUUUCACAGAAUUGCAGGUGAUUGCCCAGUCACUUUAAAUAAGCAUAUUCAACUUUACUGAUGUUGUUUAUCUAUCUUUACCAGAUAACACGAGGACGAGUAUAGAAUUCAGCCAUAUAUGUGUUAUUUAAUGUGGGAUACAACUAUAUAACUCUAACGCAAAUUUUAAAUUUAAAUACCAUAAUUUUUUUUUUUAUUUUGUUACAUAAAAGACUCAAGAUGUCCUCAGUAAUAAAAUUAUCAUUGUUAGCUCGUUAUCGAGCACGCUGCUUCUCUAAAUUAAAUUAAAAGAUGACCCACACAACAUUUCCCUGUUGGCCAAUAAAUUGAUGUUGUUAUGUUUAGAUUGUCUUCAGGCCGUGAAUUAUUUUUUUUUGCUAAAACCAAUUCAGAAAUUCAAGAAUCUUUCUAGUAUUUGCGUGGACUACUCAAUUUUAUCGGAUGAACUGGUCACACUGUGGUCCAAGGGAUGUCCAUCCCUUUCCUCCAUGAGACUUUGGGCAUUCUCAGAAAGUAAGCAUGUCAGUUUUCAUUUCUUUCUGCGUAUUAAAACCGUGCAUAUUCGAAUAAUGACGUCAAAAGUGUUUUACUAUCUUUUAGACAAGCUCGUGCUUCUCACGCAGAAACUUGAUGUGUUUAUUAUAACUCAAGUCUCUUAUGAAUAGUAGUGUUGAUUUAUUAUUGACUUAAAGUUACACAGUGAAUUAGUUUAUAUGUGAUAAUUUUGAUUGUGUUGCUACAACCAGACGAUUUUAUUGAAUUACUUAUGUUCCUUUUGGGUCUGCAUAUUUAUGGAAACUAUUGUUUUAAACUAACAAUAAAAGUAUGGAGAAAUAUUCUAAGUCUCCACAUUUCUAGCCACAGACAGUAGGUAAACGGAAAACGUGAAUUAAAUAAAUUAUUUAAAAAUUAAGAUGGGAAAAAACGAUUGAAAUAUCCGAAUAAACCGACCUUGCGAAUAUGUGUCAUCAAAUAAAUGUCUUUAUUUCGUAUCUUCAUAAGCCUUGAGGCAAUUUUUAAGUAAUGAUAAUUAAAGUUAAAAUUUUUAAGCAUGGAAAAAUCACAAACUUUAAGACAUAACAAGUCAUAAUAGUUUAGAUUUUUUGCGGACUGUCCUUAAAAUUUACGGACCGUUUAACAGCCAAGCCACGCAGCCUUUAGUUGUAGGAAUAACCAGGGAUGAGAGGGGAGACUAUGAACUUAGGUGCGGGAUCAAAAUACAAUAGUUGAUGGAAAGUCGAUACCGAUCGGUGGAAUUUAUGUUUUGACGGCGGAGACAGAAUGGAAUGUCCAUUAGACUGUCUUUAAAUGUGUAUCAUGAAUAAGUUACAGCAAUGUGUUUUGAAGGACAUUCAGUUCUCUGUGUUUUAAUGUAUAUCAUAAAUGCGAUACAGCAUUGUGUUUUGCUGUACAACAAGAAGUAUGUGUUUUAAAUUGUAUCAUGAAUGAGAUAGAGUAAUUUGUAGUGUAGAACAACAAGUAGUCUAUGUUUUAAGGUGUAUCGUAAAUGAGACAAGGAAUAUAUAUUGUGGUAACUAAUCAAUUUUUAUGUGGUCGCAGUGUAGUUUUAGAUUCAUUUGUAGAGAACCUAAGUCUUGACAUUUGCUUUUAAAGUGGUCAAAGACAGGAAAUAGACAUUAUGGCGUAAACGAACUGGUUGUUUAAAUGUUUUCUUUGGAGAUGUAGCUAUUCAAUAAUACUGGGCGUCAAUAUUGUCUUUAGAGAUAUAGCAUGAGUCAUGGGAAUCAAUGGUGUCUUUUGAAAUAAGAAAUUCAAUAGUAAUGAGUGUCAAUGUUGUCUUUAGUGAUGUAGCAAUUUUUGAGUCUUGGGAGUAAAUGUUGUCUUUUGAGAUAAUAAAUUUAAUAGUAAUGGGAGUCAAUGCUGUAUUUAGAGAUGUAGCACUUCAUGAGUCGUGGGAGUCAGUGUUUUGUAUAUAGAUGUAGCAAUACAAUAGUCAUGGGAGCCAAUGUUUUGUAUAUAGAUGUAGCAAUACAAUAGUCUUGGAAUUCAAGGUUUGCUUUAGAGAUGUAGUGAUUCAAUAGUAAUUAGAAUCAAGGUUUCGUGGACAAGUCGAGGUAAUCUGAGUCGAAAGAGUUGAAUAAAGACAUUUAACACAAGACAGUCUAAUAAAAGUGGUAGAUAUUGAUAGUAUAGUUGUAGUGGGUGAAGUGGGAUGUAUUGGCAGUACAGUGAAGAGAGUUGUAUAAGGAUAAAUUGACAGUAUUGCUGUGAAGUGUGGGAUUAAGGAUAUAUUGACACAUAUUCUUAAGAGACACAUGGAGAUAGCGAACAGUUAGCUUCAGUUAAUUGAUAGAGUAACAGAAGAGUUCUUAUCCAGUACUGCAACAAUUUUUCAAUAUAUUCUUCAACACGUGAAGUUGUGUGGAUUAUUUAAAUCUAAAUUAUUACUUUGUGUGUGCCACCCCAAAAAAAACUACUUAAAAAUUAAUGGCAGAGAAAACAACAUCUACGCCAAAAUAGUAUGUGACAAAACAGAACGGAAGCCUUCCUCUCAACCUCCAUUGUUUAACCGGAUGCCAUAACAACGACCUGUUUUGAAUACAAGUCAAGGUUUUUUUGUAAAUCCGUUAUUUAUGAAAAUUUUUCACAAAGCUCAGGUGCUCAAAAAAAAUCAUUGUCUUUUUCGUUCAAUUCGGAAAUCAUUAACACAUUUUUAUUACAUCCAUUACUAACAAUUUCCUAUUAAAUUCAUUUUAACAAGGUCCUAUUUUAUCUAUUCGUAACAAGGUACUAUUUAUACCCUGAUCUCUAUCAGGUCAUGCAAUAAGCAAUGAGGCGUGGCAGGCUUUGGUCUGGACGCACCCACGGCUGCUGGUUCAGUUCCACGUCGAAAUCAACCUAGACACGAUAACACUGCCCCUCUUAUCACCGGCCAUACCCCUGUACAAGUUACGGUUGCAUGCGGUAUAUCGCUUACAUUCGGAGUUUGAGGUAGGAGCUAGCCUAAUAAGGACUUACCUUAUUUUAUUUUAUUUUUUAAUAUACAUUUAAGCACAAGAGAUGUUAGUAUUAACUUUAAAUAUGUUUGACUAUAAAUUAAUUUGAGUCAGUUUUAACGUAGCGAAAGAUUCUUAUGUGCGUUUCAAAUUGAAAGAAGCAGAACUUUUUUUUAAUCUCUCCCCGUUUGGUAACAACUUUUUUCAUUCAGAUUUGGCGUUGAUGCACAUGUUUGGUUUAAAUGAUUAAGUUAUGUGGUGUAAAAAAAAAGCAAUCAGGUAACACGGAAACGUCUAUAGCUGUUGUAAAUAACGUUUGAGAAAAUAGAUAAUAAGUUGCAAAGAGAUAAGUUAAUAAACAGUUUAGCAGGACAGACAAGGUUUUUUUGUGAAAAUGUCCAAAUCCUCGCAGCGUUCUAUUAUUGUUUAGACCGAGAUAACGUAUUACUCUUCUGACAUCUUCAAGAACAAAUAGAAUGUUCUAUUCUUUAUAGGAAUAUAUAUAUCAAUCGAUUCUCUAUUACUAACCUUAAGCUAAUUAUGUUAUUCAAAUGAAAACCCCAGUAGCCACAACAUGAUCUUGACAAGGCAAGCUGUUAGCGAUUCAAUGACACACCUAGCUAAUAAUUAUUUACCUUGACAUUAAUUGAUUUAUUUUAUUGGAUUUCUGUUUUUUUACGAACUUGCUGUCAUUUUCGUUUUGUUUAAAAUAAUGGCUUAAAAAAGGGGGGGGGGCACAGUGGGUGAGAUUGUUUCACUUGCCGUACAUCCUUUCUUAUAAAUGUCAAACAGCAUUGAGCAAAGGAGCUAUAAUUAUUUACCUUGAUAUUAAUUGAUUUUUUUUUUUGGAUUUCUGUUUUUUUACGAACUUGCUGUCAUUUUCGUUUUGUUUAAAAUAAUGGCUUAAAAAAGGGGGGGGGGGCACAGUGGGUGAGAUUGUUUCACUUGCCGUACAUCCUUUCUUAUAAAUGUCAAACAGCAUUGAGCAAAGGAGCACAACAGCCCUGUGUAAAGGAGUAUAACAGCCGUGUGGAAAGUAGUAUAAAAGUCGUGUGUAAAGGAGACAAACAGGCAGAAGACAAGCGGCAAAAAGAGGAACACAGAAGACCAAAUAUUAAAAGGGGUCACAGUUUUCCUGCGAAAAGUGUAGCCGCAACCAUCUUUCCAGGAUCAGACUUGAUGAUGUCUCUAGAUAGACCGUGCAGCCCAGAUGAAACAAUGGACUACAAGUCCUUUAACACUAAUGAGAAAUUUGUGCAUAAAAGUAAUGUUAUACAAAAUAUAUGUCGGCCAGUUCCUGAAUUGGCCGGCAAAUUCCCAUUUGGGCAGAGGCGUGUGCCCCAUAUUCGAUGUACUAGAAAUAACCAGAGUAUACAAUACAUUGGCCGGCCUUUUCCGGAAACGACGGGAAAUCCCUGAUCGACAGCCAAGGCAGUUUGACUACAAGUGCUAAACAAAUAGAAACUAUUUAAUUUUUUUUUAAAAACAACUGUGUAAUUAGAAUUGUCAUUAAAUUGCCAUCGUGUUGCAAAAAGUGCUGAUAGAGGUUGAUAAUUUACCAUAAUAAACUAAUUUAACUUAUUUGAUCAUUUAGUAUAAAUAAUAAUUAUUAUGAUGUGAUUACAACUACAGCAAACAAACACCUUAAAUCUGCUUAUGACUUUUUCUUCCGACCUUUGGCGAGUGUGCAAAAUAAUAUACAGCAGGUAAAUGUUUUAUAUGUUUCCAUCAGCUGACCAGUUUACUUCAUCGUGUGGCCAUCUACCAUAGAACAAUCACAUCUAUUGAAGUGGAGAUUUACGGGGAGUUUGAAAAUAUUGACACUGUUGCACUGCUGAGCAUUCUGUCUAACUGCAGCAAACUGUAAGUCAGUUAGUAUGUGUAUAUCUCAUUAGAAGAGAUAUCUGCUCACAGUGAGCAAUACUACGCAAAUCACGAAACACCAACCUAUAUCCAAGCGUGCAGAGAGACGCCAUUCCUCGCAUGGGUAUCGAAUUUAAUGGGAAAAGCCAGAAAGCUCCAUAAAAUAUUGUUGAGUUUUUUUUUUAAUUACAACAAUUUCGUAAGUGAAAAACUACAUGAGACUGACAGGAUCCGUACAUGAGACUGACAGGGUCCGUACAUGAGACUGACAGGGUCCGUGAUUACUAUAUUGAACGGGAAAUACUUGACUCGCUGUCGGGGUUUCUUCGCUUGUAGCAUGCAGUGAGCCAUAUCUUGGGGUGAUUGUUCCAUGUGACCAGCAUAUUUUCAAUCUCCGUAGCUCACUCUCUUUUUAAAUAAUUUUGUAUUUUAUUUUUAUUUUUAAUAUGUAUUUAUUUUAGUCGAUCGUAUUAUAUAAAUAUUAUUUUGCGUAUAAUUUUAGUUUGAACCAUACAAUUCCACUUCUAACGCCACAUCAUUAUCAUUUGUUAAAUCUUAUAUGUUAUUAUUUUAAAGAUCAAAGUAUCCAAAAUAAUAAAUAAAUUCUUACGGAAGUAUGUACGAACCUUUAAAAUAAAAGACUGUAUAACUGCAUUCGAUUCAAUUUUUCAGGCCGCCAUUGAGCUUUAAGGAGUCCAGGCAUUUUUCAAAAUUUUGGACGCUCUCAUGAGAAGGCUCCAGAGCAUCAUCGGGUCCGCCUCAAAUGAAAAGGCCACCUAACGUUUCCCCCAACAUCGCUAACAAAAACACAUGUAUCUUGCCAACGUACGUGCAAUUUUGGCUGACCUAACGGUGACGAAACGUAUCAUUUCAGUAGUAACAGAGAAGCGAAACGUGUAUUUGAUAAGUUAUACAAAACAAAAUAUUAUAAAAGACAAUUUUAAAAAGUGCAUAAAAUACAACACUUUCAAAAAUCAAGUCUUUUCAUCAAAUAUUGAUGAGAGCCAAAACAACACGC